Pelmatolapia mariae (spotted tilapia) is the source of this 7580-nucleotide messenger RNA. RefSeq names its product THO complex 2 (gene thoc2). Gene Ontology annotation, molecular function: mRNA binding. The transcript has 39 exons. NCBI's taxonomy places the organism in Eukaryota, Metazoa, Chordata, Actinopteri, Cichliformes, Cichlidae. Gene Ontology annotation, cellular component: THO complex part of transcription export complex. Bases 63 to 4751 code for a protein of 1562 amino acids. The record is from RefSeq and is a predicted model, not a curated record. Gene Ontology annotation, biological process: mRNA processing; mRNA export from nucleus.
CCACAUUUGACCCUGUGUGUGCCAUGAUGAUAAACUAGACAUCCGGGCUGUGUGCAUGGAAGAUGGCGACACUUACCCUUCCUGGUGAAUGGAUCAAAAACUGGGAAAAAACAGGAAAACAUGAGUUUGUACAACUCUGCAAAGACCUUACAGAGAAAGCAGAUCAUGGAAGUGAAAUUAAAGACAUACAGACUGCCUUAUAUGAGCUCUGCUGGCAAGUUGUACAGGGAAACCUCAAGUUGGAUCUUGUCACCAGCGUCCUUGGGGACAUGAUGGAACUCCGAGAAGACAUGCCAUCAGUUUUAGCAGAUGUGUUCAGUAUACUAGAUUUAGAGACUAGUGCACUGGAAGAAAAAAACAAACGUGACCAUUACACACAGCUGGUCGGAGCAUGUUUGUUUUUUGUCCCUGAAGCCAUUCUGAAAGAGAGGCUGGAUCCAGAAACUCUUGAGUCCCUUGGACUUAUAAAACAAGCCCAUCAGUUCAAUCAGAAAAUUGUUAAAAUCAAGACUAAACUAUUUUACAAGCAGCAAAAGUUUAACCUGCUAAGAGAGGAGAACGAGGGCUACGCCAAACUAAUCACUGAGCUAGGCCAAGACCUGUCGGGGAAUAUUACCAGCCAUAUUGUUCUGGAGAGCAUCAAAUCCCUCAUAGGAUGUUUCAACCUAGACCCCAACCGAGUAUUGGACAUAAUUCUGGAGGUGUAUGAGAGUCGAUCUGACCAAGAUGAGUUCUUCCUGUCCCUCAUCAAGUCUUACAUGUGUGAGCCUCUCACCCUUUGCCACAUCCUGGGCUUUAAGUUCAAAUUCUACCAGGAGCCCAAUGAGGAAACCCCAAAGUCACUUUACCAUAUUGCUGCUGCUCUCCUUCACUAUAACCUGAUAGAGCUGGAAGAUCUUUACGUACAUCUUAUGCCACUAGAUGCCGCCAUCAUAGAGGAGCACAAACGAGACAUCUCAGAGGCAAAGCAGAUAGCUCGCAAGCUGGUCAUGGUUGUGUUGCCCUCUGAGAAAAGUGAGGACAAAGAAAAGGACAAAGAGAAGGAAGAGGAGAAAAAUGACAAGCCACCUGAUAACCAGAAGCUUGGUCUGUUGGAAGCGCUGCUCAGGAUCGGAGACUGGCACCAUGCCCAGAGUAUUAUGGACCAGAUGCCUUCCUUCUAUGCCACUUCUCACAAGGCCAUCGCGCUGGCACUCUGCCAGCUUGUGCACCUGACUGUGGAGCCUCUUUACAGAAGGGCUGGUGUUCCUAAAGGGGCAAGAGGAUGUGUAAUGCACCCACUAAGGAGCAAGCGGGCCCCUCAGCCUGCAGAGAGCUUUGAGGACCUAAGGAGGGACACAUUCAGCAUGCUCUGCUACCUGGGCCCUCACCUCUCCCAUGACCCUAUCCUCUUUGCCAAGAUUGUGCGUCUUGGCAAGGCAUUCAUGAAAGAGUACCAAAGUGAUAACAGACCUGAGGUGAAAGACAAAAUGGACACACUGUUGAGCUGUUUCCUGAGUAUUGCAGACCAGGUGCUACUCCCGUCACUCUCUCUGAUGGAGUGCAAUGCUUGCAUGUCUGAGGAGCUGUGGGGUCUCUUCAAACUCUUUCCCUACCAGCAUAGGUAUCGGUUAUAUGGGCAAUGGAAAAAUGAGACAUAUUCCAGCCAUCCAUUAUUGGUUAAAGUCAAAGCUCAGACCGUGGAUAGGGCCAAAUACAUCAUGAAGCGGUUGACCAAAGAGAAUGUGAAACAAUCUGGAAGGCAGAUUGGAAAACUGAGCCAUAGUAAUCCCACCAUCCUCUUUGAUUAUAUCCUGUCUCAGAUCCAAUGGUACGACAACCUCAUCAGCCCCGUGGUCGACUCCCUGAAAUACCUCACAUCCCUCAACUACGAUGUCUUGGCCUAUUGCAUAAUUGAGGCUCUGGCCAAUCCUGAGAAGGAAAAGAUGAAGCACGAUGACACUACCAUCUCCUCGUGGCUUCAGAGCCUGGCAAGUCUGUGUGGAGCUGUGUUCAGAAAGUACCCGAUUGAGCUGGCUGGCCUCCUUCAAUAUGUCACCAAUCAACUAAAAGCAGGGAAAAGUUUUGACCUGUUGAUCUUGAAAGAAGUGGUGCAGAAAAUGGCUGGCAUUGAGAUCACCGAUGAGAUGACCUCGGAACAGUUAGAAGCCAUGACGGGAGGCGAGCAACUCAAAGCCGAGGGUGGAUACUUCGGCCAGAUCAGAAACACUAAAAAGUCGUCUCAGCGUCUGAAGGAGGUGCUUCUGGAUCACGAACUAGCACUACCGUUGUGUUUACUCAUGGCCCAGCAACGAAACGGCGUGGUUUUUUUGGAGGGUGGAGAGAAACAUCUUAAACUUGUUGGACAUCUGUAUGACCAGUGUCAUGACACAUUAGUGCAGUUUGGUGGUUUUCUGGCCUCCAACCUCAGCACGGAGGACUACAUCAAGCGGGUUCCCUCUAUUGACAUCCUUUGUAACCAGUUCCACACUCCACAUGACGCUGCAUUCUUCUUGUCUAGGCCAAUGUACGCCCAUCAGAUACUGUCUAAGUAUGAUGAGUUGAAGAAGGCAGAAAAAGGUAAUCGGCAGCAGCAGAAGGUGCACAAGUAUGUGGCGGCCUGCGAACAGGUGAUGACACCAGUGCAUGAAGCUGUGGUAUCGCUCCAUCCAGCCAGGGUAUGGGAUGAUCUCCGCCCUCAGUUCUACGCCACCUUCUGGUCCCUCACCAUGUACGACUUGGCCGUGCCACAUGCUGCCUACGAGCGUGAGGUCAAUAAGCUCAAGGCGCAGAUCAAGCAAAUCGAGGAAAACCCUGAGAUACCCUUGAAUAAGAAAAAGAAGGAGAAGGAACGCUGCACUGCACUGCAGGAAAAACUACAGGAGGAGGAGAAGAAGCAGCUGGAGCAUGUCCAAAGAGUUCUACACCGCCUCAAACUGGAGAAAGACAACUGGUUAUUGGCCAAAUCCACAAAAAAUGAGACCAUAACAAAGUUCCUGCAGCUCUGCCUGUUCCCUCGCUGCAUCUUCUCAUCCAUCGACGCGGUGUACUGUGCCCGAUUCGUUGAGCUUGUCCAUCAGCAGAAGACUCCCAACUUCUGCACCCUACUGUGCUACGACAGGGUGUUCUCUGCUAUCAUUUAUACUGUGGCCAGUUGUACGGAGAAUGAGUCUCACCGCUAUGGACGCUUCCUCUGCUGCAUGUUGGAGACGGUGACCCGCUGGCACAGCGACCGUGCCAUCUAUGAGAAGGAGUGUGCCAAUUAUCCCGGCUUCCUCACCAUCUUCAGAGCCACAGGCUUUGAUGGAGGAAACAAAGCAGAUCAGCUAGAUUAUGAAAACUUCCGCCAUGUGGUUCAUAAAUGGCAUUACAUGCUGACUAAAGCAUCCGUUCACUGCUUGGAAACAGGAGAUUACACCCACAUCAGGAACAUUUUAAUAGUACUUACCAAGAUCCUGCCCUGCUACCCGAAGGUCCUGAACCUGGGCCAAGCACUAGAGUGCCGUGUCCACAAGAUCUGCCUUGAAGAGAAGGAUAAGCGACCAGACCUCUAUGCCUUAGCAAUGGGUUAUUCAGGUCGCUUGAAAAGCCAGAAGGUGCACAUGGUCCCUGAGAAUGAGUUUCACCACAAAGAGCAGCCAACACGCAGCGCCACACCUGCCAGUCAACAGAACGGCCCCGGCAGCACAGGCAAGCCUGCCACUAGCACAAGCAAGACCGAGGAGGGGACUUCAGAGGAUGGUGAUCGGGCCAAGGAUAAAUCUCAGGGGACCACAAAGCCAGUGAACAAAGCCAACAGUGCAGCAGCCAAAGUGACCACCAGCAAUGGCAACGGUGCUCUCAACAGCACCAAAGCCGUUAAAGAACGGGACGACAAAGAGAAGAGUGGGAAGGAGAAAAAAGAGAAAAAAGAAAAGACACCCGGCAGCACACCAGAGGCAAAAGCGGAGAACCGUCGGGAAAAGCAGAGAGAUGAGAGGGCAGGGAAAGAGGAGCGGGUGGUGCGAGAGGGUAAGGAGAAGACCCCGAAGGCAGACAGGGACAAAGUGAAGCCAGAGGAGAAGAGUGGAAAAGACGACAAGGUCAAAGCCGGGAACGGGGAGCCCAUGGAACCGUCCAGGGAGCGUGAUGCUGUCAAGGAGGCCAAGAGCAAGGAGAAAGGAGACAGGAGUGCUGUGGCCGGGUCCCUCAAGUCACCAGGUCCCAGAUCUGAGUCGGCUGAAUCUGAGAGGGAUCACAAAAGACGAAAGCUCGACAGUCACGCUUCCCCGUCCCACUCCUCGUCUGUUAAGGACAAUAGCAUCGAACCCAAGGAGUCCACAUCCAAGCACCACAUGAACUUCAAUUCAGUUGCCCGGUCCAAGAGCAGAGAGAGGGAGAUGGAGAAGAAAGACUCAGAGAACACACAAGGCCGAUCCAAAGAGAAGAAAGAAGAGCGGAAAGAGCGAAAAAGAGACCACGCUGUCAACGACCGUGAGACGAGCCAAGAAGCCAAACGCAGAAAGGAUGAGAAUGGGACCAAUGCCUCCAAAAACAGCAAGAGCACAAGUCCUUCUUGUGACUCCCCGCUGUCGGCCGAGAAAGAGAAGAGCAAAAGAUCCAAAUCAUCUAGUAAAGAGAAGGCCGACUCUGUGAAACCCGAGCGGACGUCCUCUGCCGGCAAGAAGGAGUCCAGACAUGACAAAGAGAAGUCUGAAAAGAAAGAGAAGAGGGACAGCAGUGGAGGAAAGGAAGAGAAAAAGCAUCAUAAAUCCUCUGACAAGCACAGAUAAUGUGCACUAAUUAGUGAAGCGGAACUGGAGAAGCUGUGCUUUUAUCUGCAAGACAUCUGCAACUCCAUCUGUUGUUAACCCAAAUUCUUUUUUUUUUAUUUGGGCCUGAUUGGCUUUUUUAGUUUUUUCUUUUUGUAAAAAUUCCACCUCAAGUCUUGUUAGUUCUACUCAUCUAAACUUACAGAUCACCUCAUUAUUUUUCCAUUUCAAACAAUGGUAAACCAGCGGAAACUUUUUUUUCUUGGUGAAUUUGUAUCUGUUUUUUGUUUUGUUGUUUGUUUUUUGUUUAUUAUUAUUAUUUGAUAUGGGCGCAACAUGCUGCCGUAAUCACAGUGUUAUUAUCCUAAUUAGAAAUGUGGUUACUGUAUGAAAUGAUCUCUUGGUUGCAUCUGGUCAUAGAUUCAAUAAUCUUAUGCUUGAAAAUGUCUACUUUUUUGUACAGUGUCGGGCUUUUGCUUUUUGCUUGUUUUAUUGGAGUUAACAUGCUUUCCAUGCUCACUUACCUCAUAUCCUUUUGAGAUACGUAGAUACUUUUAUUUAUUUAUCUCCACCUUUUAACCUGAGUAAGACGGUAGAUGUGAGUAAAAUGAUACAAAGAACCAGUUUGUAUAUUGUGUACAAUAAUAAAGAGGGUAACAUGAAAUUCACAUCAUGUUAUUUCUGUACUUCUUGUUUUUUUUUUAAAUGUCCCAUACAGCUCUUUUGUGUUUUUGGUUUUUUUCCCCCUCGUGUUAAACAGGUUUUUACAUAAUUUAUAAAAAUGUCAAUUUGACGUUGAUUCAAAUGUAGAAUUGUAAAGGAAAAAAAUCACACACACAAAAUCUGAUACUCUGUACUCCAAAUACGGCUGUUUCAAAUGACUUUUGGAGAUUUUAUCUGCUGUACUCAAUGAGUGUAAGCUUUUUCUUUUCUUUUUCUUUUUUUUAAACGACAACAAAAACAAUAAAUAAUAGUUUUCCUAGUGUGUCAGUUUGAUAUUGUGUCUAUCUUCCCUUCUUUUCUUUGCCAUGAAUGUAAGGACAUACAUAAGGAGGAUUAUCUGCAGGCCAGUCAUUCAGCUGGAUUGGGGGGGGGGAAUAAAACAAACAUCUUAAUUUACAGUAUUAUACUUUAAAGUCAAUUCUUUUUACACUUGACCAUUUUAGAUUCUAAUUUUUUAAGCUACUUCACACUGACCUAUUGAUCAUUUAAGCAUAAAAAGGUACAAUUCAAGGGAUGAGCCAGUGAUAUGUCUACAUUAACAGACAGCAAAGCUAAGCUUUUAAAUAGUAUCUUUAGGCACACCAUCCAUCUGUUGCAUUUUUUUUAGUCCAUCCAUGGACACAAUUUGGCAGACAUAAAAUAAUAUUUUGCACCAACAAUGUGAUUCUCAAAGAGCUGUUAACCAGCUGGACAAGUGAAGGAUCUCUGAAUCGAAAAAUAUCUGCAGAUGAACAAUAUCUGAAAGUCAUGACCUAAAGAAGUAGGAAUUUUAUUUUUUUUUAAAGCCUCAAAAAUGUUCUCAAUGGAAGAGUGGCUGUCAGGAGGCCAUUCUUACAGAAGGAAAACAGAACAAUCUGAGGUAAUAACAAAAGAACUGGACUGAAAUAUCAGUGGCAACAGAUCUGAUGGAGUGACGAAUUACUUUUGUAUUGUCUGACAGUAUACAGUGCCUAAAUAAAAUUGUACUGAAUGCUUCAAAUUCUGAAUAUAUACAGAAGAGGUCAGGAGAAACGUGCAACAGUGACUACAGCCAUUUGUAACACAUGGUGGAAGCUUUGAUGUGGUUUAUGCUGCAUUUUAGUCAGUGGUGUUGAGGAUCUUGUCAAAAAAUGAUGCAAUACCAUCUGGAAAGUGCAGAAGAGAAUUGGGGCAACUGGGGGAAAAAACUGAAAAAAAGACAUGCCCAAUUUUGUCUUUUACCAGUGGCCCUAACCCUAUUCCACAGUAUUUACACAUAUAUGUGUGCAUGUUUCAAUAAACUGCUGCACGUACUUGCCAUUUUCCAACACUAAAACAAAUAAGCUUUUUUUUUUGUAGUGUAAUCUGAAGGAUUCAAAGGAUAAAAGUCACACGUGAAUAUAAACCUGCUUUUAUUAAGGAAAUGUAAUAAAAUCCUUUGUACAUGACCCCUCCACAGAGGUUCACUGUGUCCAUACAUGCAACUCUCAUGGUUGAGGUACUGUUACAAAUGAACUGGAAAAACUAAACCAAAUCAGAUGUCAUUAACAGACACUAACUAAACCAGGGUCAAUUUCGAUCUGCAGUUUGUUUAAAACUAUUACCAAAUUCACAUGCACUUUUUUCUGGGGAAUAAAAGGAUGAGAAAGUCUGAUAUACUAAACAAAUGUAGGCAUACAUUGUUUGUAGCGGUUGUAGGUUCUUUUCCCCCCCCACUCUUCAGUAUAUAAAAAUUUCACUUAUACAAACAGACAAAUGUUUCAUUCGUUGCUCUUCCCUCAAUGUACAGUUUCACCCCUCUGCAUAAUGCAUAGACACAGAAAGCUUUUCACGACCAAAGAAGCUAUGGUGUGUUAUCAUUUACCAACAAAAAAGAGAUGUUGAGAAUCACAGCUGCAGAUACUGCGCUUACAUGAGAACAGCUUCUAAAGUGUGUACAAAGUGUAAACCAUAAGCUCAGUUAAACCAUUUGAAUGUUCGGUUUACAUAAAAAGGGGUCACCUUCCUAGCCUCUAAAGUAUUUAUGAAUCUUUUGAUUUCAACAAUAUGGCAUUAAGUGAUCAAACGCGGGCCUCAUUUCAAUAAAAGAAUCGCUUCUUUUCAAAGAGUGGCAGCUGAAAGAAAUGCAGUCGCACAAAGUCGAUUCAAAACAAGCAUCUAAAACAGAUU